AAGAAGAAGAAGAAGAUUCAUCCGGGAACUUUUUCUUUCUUUCCUGUCGGCCAUUUGUCUGCACGUUUGUUUAGUGACUGCCUGACGCCAAGUCCUCAUCAUGCAGAACGACGCCGGAGAAUUCGUGGACAUGUAUGUCCCCCGCAAGUGCUCCGCCAGCAACAGAAUUAUUGGGGCUAAAGACCACGCCUCCAUCCAGCUCAACAUCGCUGAGGUGGACAAGGUGACUGGUCGCUUCAACGGUCAGUUCAAGACCUACGCCCUCUGUGGCCCCAUCCGCAGAAUGGGAGAAGCUGAUGACUCCCUCCUGAGGCUGGCCAAGACCGACAACAUCGUGGCAAAGAACUUCUGAGAUGAGGCAGUGGAUCCUUUGUAAAAUAAAGAUGUAAAAACAA
Messenger RNA from Gadus morhua (Atlantic cod), 395 nucleotides. RefSeq names its product ribosomal protein S21 (gene rps21). Gene Ontology annotation, cellular component: ribosome. The record is from RefSeq and is a predicted model, not a curated record. The transcript is spliced from 6 exons. NCBI's taxonomy places the organism in Eukaryota, Metazoa, Chordata, Actinopteri, Gadiformes, Gadidae. Gene Ontology annotation, molecular function: structural constituent of ribosome. Gene Ontology annotation, biological process: translation. The coding region runs from base 101 to 352 and encodes 83 amino acids.